Messenger RNA from Boleophthalmus pectinirostris (great blue-spotted mudskipper), 827 nucleotides. RefSeq names its product THAP domain-containing protein 8-like. The record is from RefSeq and is a predicted model, not a curated record. The coding region runs from base 331 to 795 and encodes 154 amino acids. NCBI's taxonomy places the organism in Eukaryota, Metazoa, Chordata, Actinopteri, Gobiiformes, Gobiidae. Gene Ontology annotation, molecular function: sequence-specific DNA binding. The transcript is spliced from 4 exons.
GGGAUACCUGAGCUAGCCGGUGUUAGCCGGUGUUAGCUUGUCCCAGAGCUGCAGGAUCCUGCAGGAAACAAACAAACCUCCAACAAAAGUCACGUUUACCGCGAAUAAAAGCUCCAGCGGCCCCGGAGCUGCGGCAGAGACCCGUGUGAGACCCGUGUGAGACCCGUGUGAGACCCGUGUGAGACCCGUGAGAGACCCGUGAGAGACCCGUGUGAGACCCGUGUGAGACCCGUGUGAGACCCGUGUGAGACCCGUGUGAGACCCGUGAGACACUCGUCGUCCUGCUCCUGUUGUGUCGAUCAGUGGAUUAUAAAACCGUCCCGCAGCACCAUGGUGAAUCAGUGUUCCUUUAACAACUGUGAAAAUAAAGCUCGCAAAUGGACUCCACAAAGUUUCCACCACUUUCCACUAAAAGACAAGAAAAGACUGAAACUGUGGCUCCGCGCGGCCGGACUGGACCCGGACACGCCGCGCGAGUCUCUGCGCAACCGCAUGAUCUGCAGCGACCACUUCAGCCCGGCCGACUUCACCAACUCCAGGAUCAAACCGUUUCUCAAACCCACCGCAGUGCCGGCCGUCUUUUCACGUGCACCAAUCACCUCCGACGAAGAAGAGGAAGAAGAAGAGAUGGGGCAGGACGAGCCUCCAGGGGGCGCUGUGGCUUGGAUGUUUGAUUCUGACACUGUAAUAAAAACUGAAGACGAAGUCCCAGAUCCAGACCAGACUCAGACCAGACUCAAGACCAGACUCAAGAACUCUACCAGAGCUACACCUCACACGCCGAAGACGACCUGAGCUCCGACCUGAGCUCCGACCUGAGUCCUGAC